AUGUCCUUCCCCGACAACCUCAAGCCCAAGGAGCCCAGCGGCGCCUCGCUCCUGGCCCGGGAGCGCCUUCAGUCGCCCGUCGACGUCGCCGCGCUCAGCCGGCACAUCUUCGCCGACACGGGCUUCCUCGAGCGGCAGGCGCGCGUGCUCGCCGCCAUGGAGCGCGAGCCGCUCCUCUCCAAGUCCGCGCAGCAGCAGCUCUCCCGCCCCGAGCGGUACCGCCUCGGGCUCGCGCGCGGCAAGCUCCUGCGGCGUCUGCAGGCGCGGCACCGCUGGGACGUGGACGACUACCACAUGGCCGCCUACCUCCUCGGCGAGCAGAUCCCGUUCCGGCUGCACGUGGGCAUGUUCCGGACGACGGUGGCGGAGCAGGCGAGCGACGCGCAGCGCGCGCUGUGGAUGCCGCGCGUGGAUGCGUGGGACGUGGUCGGCACGUACGCGCAGACGGAGCUCGGCCACGGGUCCAACGUCCGCGGCGUCGAGCUCGAGGCCCGCUGGGACCCGAAGACCAGGGAGUUUGUGGUGCACAGCCCGACGCUGACGGCGGCCAAGUGGUGGAACGGGUCGCUGGGGCGCACGGCGGACCACGCGGUGCUGAUGGCCCAGCUGAUGGUGCCGGACCCGGAGCGCGCGGGCGGGUACGUCUCGCACGGGCCGCAGGCGUUCAUCGCGCGGAUCCGGGACGCCGAGACGCAUCUGCCGCUGGAGGGCGUGGUCAUCGGCGACAUUGGCGUCAAGGUUGGCUUCGCGUCCAUGGACAAUGGCUACAUGCUGUUCAGCCAGUUCAGGAUCCCCCACUCUGCGCUGCUGUCGCGCUACGUCCAGCUCGACCCGGAGACCGGCGUCUUCACCAGGUCGCCCAACGCGGCGCUCGCCUACGGCACCAUGACCUCGAUCCGGACCGUGCUCGUCGAGGAGGCCGGCACUUUCCUCGCGCGCGCCGUCACCGUCGCCGUGCGGUACUGCGCGGUGCGGCAGCAGUUCCGCGACAAGGACUCGCGCGACGCCGGCUCGCCGGAGCUGCAGCACACGGGGCGGGCGAUGCGGCGCGGCUACGCGCGGACGCGCGCGGCGGUGGAGGCGCGGGGGGACCUCUCGGGGCUGGCGGCGCUGCACGCGUGGUCGUCGGGGCUGAAGAGCCUGAGCACGGAGGUGACGAACGCGGGCAUCGAGGCGUGCCGGAGGGCGAUGGGCGGGCACGGGUACGGUGCGGGCAGUGGGCUGGUGGAGAUGCAGCGCGACUACCAGGCGAAGCCCAUCCUGGAGGGCGACAACUGGAUGAUCACGCAGCAGACGGCGGCGUUCCUGAUCAAGAGGAUGGCGGCGGUGGUAGGGGGCAAGGUGACGGACGAGACGGACGCGCAGUUGAAGGCGUUUCUGGACCGCAAGGACAAGGGCAGGGAGCUUUACCUCUUGAACAGCGACUCUGAUAUCCAGAAGAGCUUCGAGUGGCGAGCGGCUUCCAUGACAUACGACGCAUACCGGGCGCGAGUCAUCGACGAGAAGAGGCACAAUGAUCUUCUGAUCCAGUUUCACAAGCUAAGCCACGCACACUCGCAAUCCAUCAUGGUUCGGUCCUUCCUCGGCAGCCUUGCCUCCGACGACGACCUGCCUCGCGAGACCAAGGACGUCGUGUUCGAUCUCUACCGGCUGUUUGCCUACACCAACAUCCAAGCCGAGAGCUACGAGUUCCUCCGAUGCGGCGCCGCGUCUGCCGCGGAUCUGGAUGCCCUGCCCGAUCGGAUCCAGACGCUGCUGGCGCGCAUCCGGCCGCACGCCGUCAAGCUCGUCGACUCGUGGAUGAUUCCCGACUAUCUCCUGGACAGCGCGCUUGGUCGCUACGAUGGCAACGUGUAUGAGGAUCUCUUCAACCGCGCGCAUAGGCAGAAUCCGCUUAAUGAUGUUGUUUUCAACAACGACUGGAGGGACGAUGAGAUAGUCAAGGGAAGCGGCGAGCGGGAACCUCUUUUGCCUAAGCUAUAG
Molecule: messenger RNA, 1983 nt
Organism: Cordyceps fumosorosea ARSEF 2679
Lineage: Eukaryota; Fungi; Ascomycota; Sordariomycetes; Hypocreales; Cordycipitaceae
Product: Acyl-CoA oxidase
Exons: 7
Coding region: 1-1983 (660 amino acids)
Biological process (GO): lipid homeostasis; fatty acid beta-oxidation using acyl-CoA oxidase
Cellular component (GO): peroxisome
Molecular function (GO): fatty acid binding; acyl-CoA oxidase activity; FAD binding
Source: RefSeq, a predicted model, not a curated record